Lotus japonicus is the source of this 939-nucleotide messenger RNA. RefSeq names its product pectinesterase inhibitor 3-like. The coding region runs from base 131 to 742 and encodes 203 amino acids. Lineage: Eukaryota; Viridiplantae; Streptophyta; Magnoliopsida; Fabales; Fabaceae. Gene Ontology annotation, molecular function: enzyme inhibitor activity. Gene Ontology annotation, biological process: negative regulation of catalytic activity. The transcript has a single exon. The record is from RefSeq and is a predicted model, not a curated record.
AUUAAAUCAUUCUUCCACCACCCUACUCCAUCCAUCGAUCUCUAGCAUAUUGUAACAACUCAAAGCUAAACUCUUCACUCUUCCAAGCUCCUCCUUCUUCCUUUCCAUUCUUUAAAUCAAAAAAGAAGAAAUGCCAAAACAUAACCCUCUCUCCCUUGCACUCUUUGCUAAUUUCUUCCUCUUGUUCGCCGUUGCUGCUACAACGGCGGCAACAACCCCGCAAGAUGAGGUGUUCCGCUCAUCUUGCGCGGAGGCCAGAUACCCUGCCCUAUGUGUCAAAACCCUCUCCAAAUAUGCAGGCUCCAACACGAAGCCCUUGGACCUGGCCCAAGCUGCCACCAAGGCCAGCCUCGGCCAGGCUCGCGCCCUCUCCAUUUACCUCAAAACCACCGUCCAGGCUCAGGCCACGAGCACCAGGCAGCGAGCUGCACUGAGUGACUGCAUGGCUCAGAUCUCCGACUCUGUAACCCAACUAGACAGGACGUUGAGCGAACUGCAACACCUCCAGGUGAAAUCAUUCCAAUGGCAGAUGAGCAACGCCCAGACGUGGGCCAGCACAGUCAUGUCCAACGGCGGCUCGUGCGUGCGCAGCUUCAGGAAUAGCGAUGCGGACGCGAAGCUCAAGUUGGACAUGAAUCGGAGGGUCACCACCGUUACCAUGCUCACCAGCAACGCGUUGUAUCUUAUCACUCGCCUCAGUGAAGGCACGAGUCGCAACCAUCGCUCUAAUUCCCAUCCUUGAUGAUUAAUAAUUAGUGUGUAUGAAAAUCUUUGGGUAAGGACUAGCUGUUUUUGAGCGAAAGCUUUUGGUUUUGGCUUUAAUUUUCUGCAAACACAAGAUGUAAAAUCAACGUUUGUAAUAUAUAGCUUGUCUGUUUAAUUAUCUAUGUACGUGUGUGCUCAAUGUAAAAUGUGUAAUAAUAAUGCACCUUUUUGUAA